Lathyrus oleraceus (garden pea) is the source of this 1764-nucleotide messenger RNA. RefSeq lists its product as uncharacterized. The record is from RefSeq and is a predicted model, not a curated record. The transcript has a single exon. Lineage: Eukaryota; Viridiplantae; Streptophyta; Magnoliopsida; Fabales; Fabaceae. Bases 1 to 1764 code for a protein of 587 amino acids.
AUGUCUUACACUGAAUUUUAUCCGUCAUUGUUGAAGAAAGGGUUAGUUGUUCCAAGACCUUUGGGACCUCCACCAGAUCCUAUCCCACCAUAUUACAAUCCCAAUGCAUAUUAUCCAUUCCAUGAAGGCGCACCAGGGCAUGAUUUGGAAGAUUGUUAUGCCUUAAAUCAUAUUGUGAGGGAAUUGAUUGAGAAAAAGAUUCUUUCAUUUGGGGAUACUGGUCCGAAUGUCAAAAAUAAUACUUUUCCCGCUCAUGGGUCUGUGAAUGCUAUUGAUGAUGCACAUGAUGAAAGUAUGAUUCUUGAUGUAGCCAAAAUCAAGAAUCCGCUAAGAAUUUUUCAUGCAAAGUUAGUGGAGGCAGGUUUGUUGAAGAAUUGCCACAAGAGUUGUGAAGAAUGUACUAUUGUUCCUAAAGGAUGUGAAAUAGUCCGAAAUGAUAUUCAAGAAUUGAUUAACCAAUGUAUGUUGCAAGUAAGAAGUCGUAUGAAAAAGGAUGAGGUAAUAGUGAUUAAACCCAUCUUAAAUCUACCUGAGUCAAGUACUACAACACCAAUCUUAAACAUGCCAGAGCCAGUAUUCAAUAUUCCGGAUUCUACUGUUGUUCAACCAAUUUUCAACAUUCCAGAAUCAGUUGAACCAAUAUUCAAUAUUCCUAAGCCAGUGGUUGUCCAAAGGCCUAGUCCUUUUCCUUUUGAGAAUACUAAACCAAUUCAUUGGAAGUAUGAUACGACUGUGGUUAACCAAGGGUCUGAGAAAGUAGGUCAGAAAGAAGGUCUAAAGAUUACAAGCACUGAUAUAGUAGGGGGAAGCAGAAUGACCCGCAGUGGUCACAUUUAUACCCCUCAGUUCAACUUGGCUCCGCCAAUUCCACUGAAAGAAACCACCACCACUGUUACCGACAAAGGAAAAUGGGUGGUCCCAAUUGAUGCAGAUACUGAAUUCCUGAGGUUAAUCAAGAAGAGUGAUUACAAGAUUAUUGAUCAGCUACAUCAAACUCCUUCAAAGAUAUCUAUUCAGUCUCUUCUCAUGAGUUCUCCAACUCAUAGGAGUACCUUACAGAAAUUGUUAGCUCAGGCUCAUGUCACUCACAAAACUACUAUUGAUCAAUUUGAUGGGAUCAUUACCAACAUUACAGCAUGCAACAAUCUCAGCUUUAGCAGAGAAGAUUUACCGAAGGAUGGCCAAAACCAUAACCGUGCUUUGCACAUAUCUAUGAAAUUCCAAGAAGAUACCAUAACAAGAGUCCUUGUGGACACUUGCUCCUCUAUGAAUGUUUUACCUAAGAGGACACUUGCUAAGUUGUCAUAUAAAGGGGAUGAGAUGAGGCCAAGCACAUUAAUUGUCAAGGCAUUUGAUAGAUCGAGGAGGACCGCCAUAGGGGAAGUGGAGCUGCCAAUCUUAAUUGAUCCACAUGUGUUUAAAAUUAAUUUUCAGGUUAUGGAAAUUAAUCCAAAUUAUAGUUGUUUGCUUGGAAGACCGUGGAUUCAUGCCGUUGGGGCAGUGACUUCCACUUUGCGCCAAAAAAUGAAAUUUGUUAUUGAUGAUAAGUUGGUGAUUGUGUCUGGUGAGGAAGAUCUUAUGGUAAGCCACCUCUCUUUGUUCAGUUACAUUGAGGCUGAUAAGGAUGCUUUAGAAACUUAUUUCCAAGCUCUUGAAAUAGCCAAUGUUGUCCUUAUGGAAGUCGAAGAACCAAAGGGGAAGGCUAUUCCAUCUUUUGCAUCAUGGAAGAAAGUAAGAUCAACCAUUGAGGAAGGAAGUCCCUAA